CAGAUUUUGGUCUUUCUAAAUGUUUAGAUGAAAGCACAAUGACAACUAGUUCGAUUAUUAAAGGAAUGCCGGGAUAUAUUGAUCCACAGUGCGUUCUUACGUAUGGAUUUAAGAGAAACAAAAAAUCGGACAUUUUCAGCUAUGGAAUCAUUUUAUGGGAAGUAUCGAGUUGUAAACCUCCAUGUCCACCGCUCAACCCGAUUGAAGGUACUCCCAGAAAUUUUGUUGAAUUGUAUAAAGAUGCCAAAGUAUAA
This is a messenger RNA of Acaulospora morrowiae, 254 nucleotides long. Lineage: Eukaryota; Fungi; Glomeromycota; Glomeromycetes; Diversisporales; Acaulosporaceae. The record is from the annotation of a GenBank genome assembly.